Phytophthora nicotianae INRA-310 is the source of this 1182-nucleotide messenger RNA. Its product is annotated as ribose 5-phosphate isomerase A. Gene Ontology annotation, cellular component: intracellular membrane-bounded organelle. The record is from RefSeq and is a predicted model, not a curated record. Gene Ontology annotation, biological process: pentose-phosphate shunt, non-oxidative branch; D-ribose metabolic process. Gene Ontology annotation, molecular function: ribose-5-phosphate isomerase activity. The transcript has 2 exons. Lineage: Eukaryota; Oomycota; Peronosporomycetes; Peronosporales; Peronosporaceae. Bases 61 to 786 code for a protein of 241 amino acids.
GUACGGCCAUCCACCACAUUCGAGAUUUCUUCGCAGAGGUCGCAGAUACCAAUAGCCAACAUGUCUAGCCCUAUUGAGCAGUCCAAGCGCACCGCUGCGCGUCAGGCCGUGGACGAGUACGUUAAGAGCGGCUUCGUCGUGGGCGUUGGCAGUGGCUCUACAGUCGUGUACGCCGCCGAGCGUCUCGGUGAGCUGGUGAAGGAGAAGAAACUCACCGACAUCAAGUGCAUCCCCACAUCCUUCCAGGCCAAGCAGCUAAUCGCCCAACAUAAGCUCACGCUCUCUAGUCUGGACGAGAAUCCCGUGAUCGACGUGACCAUUGACGGAGCCGACGAGGUGGAUCUGCAGCUCAACUGCAUUAAGGGCGGAGGCGGCUGCCAGCUCCAGGAGAAGAUCGUGGCCUUCGCAGCCAAGAAGUUCGUGGUGAUUGCUGACUACCGCAAGGAAUCCAAGCAACUCGGUGAGCAGUGGACGCUGGGCGUUCCCGUUGAGGUCAUUCCCAUGGCCUACGUGCCGCUCAUGAACAAGAUGGAGCAGGACUUCGGCGGCAAGUCCGUGCUGCGCAUGGCCAAAAGCAAAGCUGGACCGGUGGUCACGGACAACGGUAACUUCGUGGUGGACGUCAACUUUGGCGUCAUCAGCGACCCGAAGACGCUGUGUGAUCGCUUGAAGCUGCUGCCUGGUGUCGUGGAGGUCGGUCUCUUCUGUGGAAUGGCUGAAAAGGCCUUCUUUGGACAGACGGACGGCUCGUUCACGACACGGGUAGCAGCACACAAAUCUGCCUAAGCAUAAGCAUGAGUCGGGCGGUCAUUGCACUUACAGCAAGGAAAGAUAAUGCAGUAAACCUUGACUGUUAGCAAGCUUUUCUCUUGCUUCGAUGUAUUCGUUUCUUGCAUCAUGCAAGUGGAACCAAUGCAAAACUCUAAACAUGCAUCAAUAUAAAUGGAGAGCAGUCUUCAGACAGCUAUUCGUUGCUCUCACUGUGCUUCAAGAAGUUCUCCAGGCGAAUUUGACGAAGGACAUCGUACUGGCCAUCGGAGUCGACUGCGGUUCGCACUUGGCGUGAUGCCAAUGUGCCGUCCGGGUAACGGUGAGCGUAGAAGCAGCUAGUGCCGAAUGGACAUGUACCUCUGGAAGUAAUUUAACACAAAGCGAAGUUAAUUUAUCGUGUGUAUCAAAAAA